Syngnathoides biaculeatus (alligator pipefish) is the source of this 1485-nucleotide messenger RNA. It is a transcript of the gene gnat2, whose product is annotated as guanine nucleotide binding protein (G protein), alpha transducing activity polypeptide 2. Bases 218 to 1270 code for a protein of 350 amino acids. The transcript has 9 exons. Gene Ontology annotation, cellular component: photoreceptor inner segment; photoreceptor outer segment; heterotrimeric G-protein complex. Lineage: Eukaryota; Metazoa; Chordata; Actinopteri; Syngnathiformes; Syngnathidae. Gene Ontology annotation, molecular function: G protein-coupled receptor binding; G-protein beta/gamma-subunit complex binding; GTP binding. Gene Ontology annotation, biological process: adenylate cyclase-modulating G protein-coupled receptor signaling pathway; detection of chemical stimulus involved in sensory perception of bitter taste. The record is from RefSeq and is a predicted model, not a curated record.
UCUAGACAAGAACUCCUGGAUCGAGGGGCCCAUCCCAUCAUCGACUCAGACACACCGGCCAAGCCAGGAAAGCUCAAGCACCUCCUUUCCAAUCCCCUUCCGCUAGGAAAUCUCCUUUUGGCACGAUUCGUGCUACACCAGGAUUCUCGGCAACAGCGCACAGAGGGCCGUCAAAAUUUCUUUCCUUGAGGAUCUUGAGUGUGAGGAGGCCGAAAGAAUGGGCGCUGGAGCAAGUGCCGAGGACAAAAAGUCCAAGGAGCUGGAAAAGCAACUCCAAGAGGAUGCCGACAAGGACUCGAAAACGGUCAAGCUUCUGUUGCUUGGUGCUGGUGAGUCGGGAAAAAGCACCAUUGUCAAGCAAAUGAAGAUUCUGCAUCAGGGCGGUUACACAAAAGAGGAACAGUUGGAGUUCAGAGCCAUCAUCUACGGCAACAUCCUGCAGUCUGCCCUGGCGAUCAUCAGAGGAAUGGAGAUGCUGGGAAUCGAUUUUGGUUCCGGCUCUGCGCAGGAGAACGCACAGAAGCUGCAGAACUUGUCCGACUCCAUCGAGGAAGGCACGAUGCCUCCCGAGCUGGCCGACGUCAUCCAGAAGCUGUGGAAGGACUCCGGCGUGCAAGCCGGCUUCGAAAGAGCCGCCGAGUACCAACUCAACGACUCGGCCGGCUAUUACCUCAACGAAAUGGACAGAAUCUGCAAACCCGACUACCUCCCCACCGAGCAGGACGUGCUGCGAUCUCGAGUCAAGACGACCGGUAUCAUUGAAGAACAGUUCUCCUGCAAGGAGCUUCACUUCCGGAUGUUCGAUGUGGGAGGCCAGAGGUCCGAGAGAAAGAAGUGGAUCCACUGUUUCGAAGGCGUGACCUGCAUCAUUUUUUGCGGCGCCCUCAGCGCGUACGACAUGGUGCUGGUAGAAGACGACGAAGUGAACCGAAUGCACGAGUCCCUCCAUCUAUUCAACAGUAUCUGCAACCACAGGUUCUUUGCGCUGACCUCCAUCGUUCUGUUCCUCAACAAGAAGGAUCUUUUUGAGGAGAAGAUCAAGAAGGUCCACCUGAGCAUCUGCUUCCCGGACUACGAUGGGCCCAAUACGUACGACGACGCCAGCAACUACAUCAAGGCGCAGUUUGAGGAGCUGAACAUGAAGAAGGGCGUGAAAGAAAUCUACUCCCACUUGACGUGUGCCACGGACACAAAGAACGUUGAGAUUGUGUUCAACGCCGUCACAGACAUCAUUAUCAAGGAGAACCUUAAGGACUGCGGUCUCUUCUAAGCAGCCCGGCAGUGGGAGAACUUGACCCGGCCCCUCACCCAUCGGCGUUAACCGAGACGUGUACCAGUGGAGCAACAAGGAUCUUCUCUAUUCGUUGUGUUCACGCCAAGUGACUCUUUCCAAGCUCACAUUCUUCCAGCUGGGUCGAGAUUCACCACUUGAUGGACGGACAGGUUUUUACUGGUUCUUCAGUCGCAAAAAAAAAAAAUAACAAA